AUACUGUGCCAAGGAGUAUAUAACUCCAAGCAGCCCCAAAACCUUCACCUUGAUUAUAUCAGUCAUGAUUACCGAGGGAAGAUUGAGCGGCAGAGACAGCAAAGGCCUCGAGUCAACCUGCUUCGUGUAGCUCCAAACAAACCGAUUGAACAGAAUAUGGCUGGGAAAAGUAAGCAUAAGGAGAGCCAAAUUCUUAACCACAAACACCCAAUCAGGCCCCCCAAUAUCAACCCCCCACCCGACAUUCCCGUGCCACACGUCCUCCCAAACGCUGUAAAUCGCCGUUAUCACCAAAUAACCGGAAAUAGCCACCGUCACCGGAAAAUACCUCUGCUUAUCCCCAAAUCCGGCGAAAAAAUCCAAAUCCUGGUUCAGCAAAAGAAGGAUCGGAGCCAGGAAAAAGAUCGCUCGGUUAGAUCCCCCGUAGCCACAUUGCCGACAGCUGGCAUCCACGCCCCCUCGUUCGAAAUCCUCUUGAUCGUAAAACUGGCCAGAGGCCCGGCCAAAGCCUGCCGCUGCUUCAUGAAUCUCAGCCUCGGAGGAACGGCGGCCGAGGGGGCGCCAGGCUGGCAGCGGCCGCCCGACGAUGACGAGGACGACGAAUCGCGAACGAGGGAAGCCAGCUCGAACUUGAUCUCGAGCGCGAUUAGCAUGAAAAUGGCUGCAUAA
Striga asiatica is the source of this 669-nucleotide messenger RNA. The record is from the annotation of a GenBank genome assembly. NCBI's taxonomy places the organism in Eukaryota, Viridiplantae, Streptophyta, Magnoliopsida, Lamiales, Orobanchaceae.